Messenger RNA from Indicator indicator, 1282 nucleotides. It is a transcript of the gene NCEH1, whose product is annotated as neutral cholesterol ester hydrolase 1. Lineage: Eukaryota; Metazoa; Chordata; Aves; Piciformes; Indicatoridae. Gene Ontology annotation, cellular component: membrane. Gene Ontology annotation, molecular function: carboxylic ester hydrolase activity. The transcript has 5 exons. The record is from RefSeq and is a predicted model, not a curated record. Bases 1 to 1227 code for a protein of 408 amino acids.
AUGCGGACCGCCUGCAUACUGCUGACGGCGCUGGCCGCCCUGGCCGCCUACUACGUGUACCUGCCGCUGCCCGGCAAUUUGUCGGACCCCUGGAAGCUGAUGCUCCUGGAUGCCACCUUCCGAGCAACGCAGCAGAUGUGUCACCUGAUUGGCUAUCUGAGACUCAGCCAUCACUUGAUAGCUCUGAAUUUUCUCAUUUGCACAUUUGACAAGCUGGAUUUUGCCUCCCACAAAGACAUUAAAAUCACAGAUACUGUUUUUGACGGUGUGGAAGUCAGAGUGUACCAGCCCCCUGCGAAGGAGGACGAAGGGCUCAAGCGCAGCGUUGUUUACAUCCAUGGAGGAGGCUGGGCCUUGGCACGUGCAAAAAUGAGUGCUUACAACAAUCUCUGCAGAAUCAUGGCUGAAUCUCUCAAUGCUGUUGUUGUCUCAGUUGAAUACCGGCUGGUACCAGAGGUGUGCUUCCCCGAGCAGUGGUAUGAUGCUCUCCGUGCUACCAAGCAUUUUUUGCAGCCUGAUGUCUUAGCUGAGUAUUCAGUUGACCCAAGUCGAAUUGCAAUUUCUGGGGACAGUGCAGGAGGCAAUUUGGCAGCUGCUGUGUGUCAGCAGCUUAGCAAAGAUGAGCAUUUGACCAUCAGACCAAAACUGCAGGCCUUAAUUUAUCCAGUCCUUCAGGCAUUUGACUUCAGUACUCCUUCUUAUCAGCAGAACAUGAAUAUACCUAUUCUUCGUCGUACUGUCAUGAUUGACUAUUGGACCUAUUAUUUAAAUGCUAAUUCUGACUUGACUCCCUCACUGCUGAUUAACAACCACACUGCUCUUGACGUUGGCCAAGCUGCCUCUUUCAGAGAGCGCCUGAACUGGACAUCUCUACUGCCUUCGUCGUUCAAAAAGACCUACAAGCCUGUAAUACAGACCACAGGCAAGGCUGAGAUCAUGCAGGAGGUGCCAGCGCUGCUUGACGUACGAGCAGCCCCGCUCCUCGCAGAAGAUGAGACUCUGCAGCUGCAGCCAAAGACUUACAUCCUGAUCUGUGAGAACGACGUCCUGCGAGACGAUGGGAUGAUGUACGCCAAGCGCCUGGAGAAGGCCGGCGUGGAAGUCACCCUCGAUCACUUUGAAGACUGCUUUCAUGGCUGUAUGAUAUUCACCAGCUGGCCUGCGGACUUCUCCGCGGGCGUUCAGACCAGGGACAGCUACAUAAAAUGGCUGGAUGAAAACCUCUGAAGAGACAGUCGCGCUGGAAGACACAGGGUGGGCAGCUCUGGUGUCUGUAUUUGCU